Loxodonta africana (African savanna elephant) is the source of this 23497-nucleotide messenger RNA. Its product is annotated as hepatoma-derived growth factor-related protein 3-like. The record is from RefSeq and is a predicted model, not a curated record. Bases 21197 to 21679 code for a protein of 160 amino acids. The transcript has a single exon. Lineage: Eukaryota; Metazoa; Chordata; Mammalia; Proboscidea; Elephantidae.
AUGGUGAAAAUAUUUUGUUAGUUGUGGCUGAGACCAUUCCAACUCAUGGCAACCCCAUGUAGGCAGAGUAGAACUGCUCAGUAGGUUUGUCAAGGCUGUGAUCUUUUGGAUGUAAAUUGCCAGGCCUGUGUUCCAAGUUGCCCCUGGGUGGGUUUGAACCUACAACCUUUAAGCUAGCAGUCAAGCAUUUAAUCAUUUGUGCCACCCAGGGACUAUGGUGAAAAUACACAAUUUAUUUAUCCAACCUCCUGUCAAUGGGCAUUUGUGAUUUUGAAAGUUUUACUACCCUGAACUGUGAUACAAGACCUGUCUUAUGUGUGUUCCUGCUACAUACACAUAAAUAUUUAUCUAGAGUAUUUAUCUUGGAAGGCAAUUACUGGGCCAUAACCAAAAAAAAUCCUAACCUGUUGCCGUUAAGUCCAUUCCAACUCAUAGCGAUCAUACAGGACAGAGUAAAACUGCCCCAUAGGGUUUCCAAGGAGCAGCUGGUUAAUUCGAACUGCUAACCUUUUGGUUAGCAGUGGAAAUUUUAAUCACUGUGCCACCAGGACUCCUACUCACUGUGCCAUCAGGACUCCUACUGGGCCAUAAAAAAAAAAAAAAAAAAACUGGGCCAUAGGGCAUGCAAAUAUUAAACUACAAGAUUUACAACUUUACAAAUUAUUUUUUUAAAAAACUGAUUGAGACUAUUUACACUUCGUAAAAAUUUUAAACUUGGUAUCAUCAAACUUCAUAAUUUUUAGCAAAUUUUUUGAAAAAUGAUAUUACGUUGUGAUCUGAUAUGAAUUUUCAAGAUUUUUCAUGAGAUCAAUCAAUUUCGUCUGUUCACUGGACAAAUGUAUUUUGUAUGGUAUGAAAUAAGGUUCCUUUGGAGCCCUGGUGGUGCCAUGGUUAAGAACUCAGGGUGCUGACCAGCAGUUCAAAUCUACCAGCAACUCCUUGGCAAACCUAUGGGGCAGUUGUACUCUACCCUAUAGGGUCGCUAUGAGUCAGAAUUGACUUGAUGGCAACUGGUUUGUUUUUUUUUUUUUAGGUGGUACAAACUGUUUGUGCUGAACUGCUAACCUGAAGAUUGGCAGUCUGAACCCAACCAGCAUUCCCUCGGAAGGAAAGACUGGUGAUAAGCUUCUGUUAAGAUUACAGUCAAGAAAACCCUAUGAAAUAGUUCUACUCUGUAACGCAUGGGGUUACCAUGAGUCAGAGUCAACUUGAUGGCAACUAACAACAACAACAACAAUUGUAUGAAAUACCUAUUCAUGUCUUUUGCCCAUUUUUCUAUUGGGUUUUUAUUUUAUGCUUACUGAUCUCUAUGAGUAAUUGUAUGUAUUUUUUUAAAAAAAUUUUAAAUUGUACUUUAGGUGACCAAACUAGCUUCUCAUUGAACAAUUAAUACACAUAUUGUUUUGUGACAUUGGUUGCCAACCUCAUGACGUGUCAACAAUCUCCCCUUCUUGACCUUGGGUUCCCCAUUACCAGCUUUCCUGUUCUCUCCUUCCUUUUCGUCCUUACCCUUGGGCUGGUGUGCCCAUUUAGUAUCAUUUUGCUUUAUGGGCCUGUCUAACCUUUAGCUGAAUGGUGAACCUCAGGAGUGACUUUAUUACUGAGGUAUAAGGGAGUCUGGGGACUAUACUUUUGAGGUUUCUCCAGCCUCUGUUAGACAAGUAAGUCUGGCAUUAUAUACAUUCUUAAUACUAAUCACCUCUACCCACUGCUGUCGAGUCGAUUCCGACUCAUAGCGACCCUAUAGGACAGAGUAGAACUGCCCCAUAGGGUUUCCAAGGAGCUCCUGGUGGAGUCUAACUGCUGACCUCUUGGUUAGCAGCUGUAGCACUUAACCACUACAUCACCAGGGUUUUCAAGGGCUCUAAUCACCUCUAGCUAUACGCAUUUCAUAUAUCUUCUCCCAGUCUGUGGCUUGUCUUGUCAUUUUAGAUUUUUUUUUAUUUUAAUAUGGUCAAAUUUAUCAAUAUCUUCUUUUACAUGAAUUAAAUCACUCUACACACACACAAACAUACAUAUGAAAAGGUAAUAUUUGGCAUAUAUAUACACAUAUAUAUGUAUAUAGUCCUACAUUUAUAUGUAUAUAAGUAUAUGUAUCUAUAUGUACAUAUCUAUAUAGAUAUACAUGUUAUUGUUGUUAUUAGGUGCUAUGCAGCCAGUUCUGACUCCUAGCGACCCUGUGUUCUACAGAACAAAACACUGUCCAGUCCUGUGCCAUCCUCAUGGUUGUUGUUAUGUUUGAGCCCAUUGUUGCAGCCACAAGGUCAAUCCUUCUCAUUGAAGGUCUUCCAAUUUUCAAGGACCCUCUACCUUACCAAGCACGAUGUCCUUCUCCAAAGACUGGUCCUUCCUGAUAACACGUUCAAAGUGUGUGAGACAAGUCUCAUCACCCUCGCUUCUAUGGAACAUUCUGUUUGUACUUCUUCCAAGACAGAUUUGUUUGUUCUUCUGGCAGACCAUGGUAUAUUCAAUAUUCUUCACCAACUCCAUAAUUCAAAGGUAUCAAUUCUUCUCUGGUCUUCCUUAUUUAUUGUCCAGUUUCCUCAUGCAUAUGAGGUGAUUAAAAAUUCCACACCUCGAGUUAGGCACACCUUAGUCCUUAAAGUGACAUCGUUGCUUUUUAACACUUUAAAGAGAUCUUUUGCAGCAGAUUUGUCCGAUGGAAUGUGUCAUUUGAUUUCCUGACUGCUGCUUCCAUGGGCAUUGAUUGUGGACCCAAGUAAAAUGAAAUACUUGACAACUUCAAUCUUUUCUCCAUUUAUCAUGAUGUUGGUUAUUGAUCCAGUUGUGAGGAUUUUUGUUUUCUUUAUGUUGAGGUGUAAUCCAUACUGAAGGCUGUGGUCUUUGAUCUUCAUCAGAAAGUACUUCAAGUCUUCUUCACUUUCAGCAAGCAAUGUUGUGUCAUCUGCAUAUCACAGGUUGUUAGUGAGCAUUCCUUCAAUUCUGAUUCUGCAUUCUUCUUCAUAUAGUCCAGCUACUCAGAUUAUUUGCACAGCAUAUAGAUUGAAUAAGUAUGGUGAAAGAAUACAACCAUGGUGCACAUCUUUCCUAACUUUAAAUCAUGCAGUAUCCCUUUGUUCUGUUAGAAUGACUGCCUCUUGGCCUGUGUACAGGUUCCUCAUGAGCGCAAUUAAGUGUUCUGAAAUUUCCAUUCUUUGCAGUGUUGUCCAUAAUUUGUUAUGAUCCACACAGUCAAAUGCCUUUGCAAAGUCAAUAAAGCACAGGUAAACAUCUUUCUGGUAUUCUCUGCAUUUAGUCAAGAUCCGUCUGACAUCAGCAAUGAUAUCCCCAAUUCCAUGUCCUCUUCUGAAUUUGGCUUGAAUUUUUGGCAGUUCUGUGUCAAUGUGCUGCUGCAAUUGCUUUUGAAUGAUCUUCAGCUACUUUUUACUUGAAUGUGAUAUUAAUGAUGUUGUUCAAUAAUUUCCACAUUUAGUUGGAUCACUUUUCUUUGAAAUAGGCAUAAAUAUGGAUCUCUUCCAGUCAGUUGGCCAGGUAGCUGUCUUCCAAAUUUCUUGGCGUAGAUGAGUGAUCGCAUCCAGUGCUGAAUCCAUUUGUUGAAACAUCUCAACUGGUAUUCUAUCAAUCCUGGAGACUUGUUAUUUGCCAAGACUUUCAGUGCAGCUUGGACCUCUUCCUUCAGUACCGUUGGUUCUUGAUCAUAUGCUACCUCCUGCAAUGGUUGAAUGUUGCCCAAUUCUUUUUGGUACAGUGACUCUGCUAUGUAUUCUCUCUUCUUUUGAUGCUUCCUGCAUCAUUUAAUACUUUCACUGUAGAAUCCUUCACUAUUUCAACUUGAGGCUUGAACUUUUUCUUCAGUUCUUGCAGCUUGAGAAAUGCCAAAUACGUUCUCCCCUUUUGGUUGUUAAACUCCAGGUCUUUGCACAUUUCAUUGUAAUAUUUUAGUUUGUGUUCUCGAGCUGCCCUUUGAAAUUUUCUGUUCAGCUCUUUUACUUCAUCAUUUCUUCCUUUCACUUUAGCUACUCUACAGCCAAGAGCAACUUUCAGAGUCUCUUCUGACAUCCAUUUUGGUCAUCAUUCUUUCCUCUCUCUUUAAUGACCUUUUACUUUCUUCAUGUAUGAUGUCCUUGAUGUCAUUCCACAACUCAUCUGAUCUUCGAUCAGUGUGCAAUAUGUCAAGUCUAUUCUUGAGAUGGUCUUUAAAUUCAGGGAGGAUAUACUCAAGGUCAUAUUUUGGCUCUCUUUGGACUUGUUCUAAUUUUCUUCAACUUCAACUUGAACUUGCCCAUGAGCAAUUUAUGGUCUGUUCCUCAUUCAGCCCCUGGCCUCAUUCUGACUGCUGAUAUUGAGCUUUUCUAUCAUCUCUUACCACAGAUGUAGCCGAUUUGAUUCUGUGUGUUCCAUCUGGUGAGGUCCACAUGUAUAAUUGCUGUUUAUGUUGUUGGAAAAAGUAUUUGCAAUGAAGAAGUUGUUGGUCUUGCAAAAUUCUAUAAUGCGAUCUCUGACAUCUUUUCUAUCACUCAGGCCAUAAUUUUCAAACACCAAUCCUUCUUUAUUUCCACCUUUCAAAUUCCAAUCACCAGUAAUUGUCAAUGCACCUUGAUUGCGUGUUUGAUCAAUUUCAGACUGCAGAAGUUGGCAAAAAUCUUUACUUUCUUCACCUUUACCUUAGUGGUCAAUGCGUAAAUUUGAAUAGUCAUAUUACCUGGUUUUCCUGAUAGGUGUAUGAAUAUUAUCCUAUCUCUGAUAGUGUUGUACUUCAGGAUAGGUCUUGAAAUGUUCUUUUUGACCAUGAACUCACUUGGUGCCUUUCCUCUUCAAUUUUCCAUUCCCGGCAUAGUAGGCCAUAAGAUUGUCUAAUUCAAAAUGACCAACACCAGUCCAUUUCAGCUCACUAAUGCCUAGGGUAUCAAUGGUUAGGUGUUCCGUUUCCUUUUUGAUGACUUUCAAUUUUCCUAGAUUCAUACUGUGUACAUUACAAGCUCCAGUUUUUAAUGGAUGUUUGCAGCUGUUUCGUCUCAUUUUGAGUCAUGCCACAUCAGCAAAUGAAAUUCCUGAAAGUUUGACUCCAUGCAUGUGUAAAGCUGACUUUGCUUUGAGGUGGCAGAUCUUCCCCAGUCAUGUUUUGAGUGCCUUCCAAUCUGAGGGGCUCAUCUUCUGGCACUAUAUCAGACAAUGUUCCACUGUUAUUCAUGUUUUCACUGGCCAUUUUUUCAGAAGUAUAUGUUAGGUCCUUGUUCCUAGUCUGUCUUAGUCUAGAGGCUCUGCUGAAACCUAUCCACCAAGGAUGACCCUGCUGGUAUUUGAAAUACGGUGGCAAAGCUUCUGGUAUCAUAGCAACAUGCAAGGUAUCACAGUACGACAAAAUGACAGACACGUGGUGGGUAUAUAUAUAUAUACAUAUAUUUUUUUUUCCAGGUAUAUUUUCAUGACUUCAAAAUCUCAUCACUUCUAUUAAAACCAAGUUAUUUUGGGAAUUGGAGAUACUACAGUAUGUAUACACAUUGCUCAUAAGCUAUUUUCUGAAGUGAGAAUUUUUAAAAAAAAUGGCAUUUUAAUACUGAAUAAAUAUCCACAUUUAAUUAUUUCAUGAAGAACUCUGAUUUUAAAAAUCAACUGAUAGUUUCCUCUUGACCUUAGGCCAUAAAGAAAUAUACCUUAUAUACCUGCUCAUUUCCCUAGAUAUGUAAUAUCUCCUGAUACAUAUUUCACAUAUACUUAUAGGCAGAUAACUAAUGUUGAAUCCAAAUAUAAGAGAACACUACAUAAAACCUUCUGAGUUAUAAAUACAUGCCAUGCCAUACACUUAUAGUUAACACUUAUGAACCAUUUGCUAAGUGCCAAGCACUAUUCCAAGCACAUCAUUGUCAUUAAUACAUCUAGUUCUCACAACAAUCCUAAGAGAUAGGUCCUGCUAUUCCCAUUUUACACAUAAUAAAACCGGGACAGAGAUCAAGAAGCAUCUUGUCUUAGUUCUCCUAGAAAAUAAUGGAGCUAGAAUCUGAACCAAGCUGUUAGCACACUUUUGAAAAUAAAAGGAGCUGCUAUUCAAAGUACCCUGGGACACUGGUUUUAAACCAGCAGCAAGUCUGGCAAACCAAAAUGUGAAUAUGGAAAUAAUAGCUCCCAAGGAUUUUUAUCACUGUGGAAAUAAUGGACAUAAUCUGUUUCUUGUGUCUUCACAUCCCUUAAUAAGUGGAAAUUUACAAUUAAUCCCUUUACAGUUAGUUGCAUCCUUUUAGGUCAUUGAUCCAUUUAGGCAUCAACACAGGGCAAGACCCCACAGUAGGAGCCUCACCAAAGAGGGUCUCAAAAACCUCUUGCUCUUUAUGAUGGCCUGUAUUUCAGCCAGAGACGCCUCUGUGUUAAACCCAUCUGUGCUCUCUUUUAGAUGGAAAUAAAUGUUAUCUAUCUAAACCUUCAUUCAGUAUAAGAUGAAGGAAGAAUAAUGGAGAUUCUGAAAUAUAGCUCAAAAGUGAGAAGCAGCAAAGCUGAGAUCAAGGGGCUUCUGAGUGUUUAUUAGUCUUUUCUGCUGAUUUAUAAUCAUAAAAAUUGCUGCUUAAAAAAAAAAUCUCUGAUGGAAAAAACUCAACACUGUUUCACUUAAAAACCAAAAAGCCAAACUCGUUGCCGUCAAGUUGAUUUCCGACCAUAUAGAACAAAAUAAAACUGCCCCAUAGAGUUUCUAAGAAGCAUCUGGUGGGUUUGAACUGCUGACCUUUUGGUUAGCAGCCACAGUAGCGCUUAAUCACUACACCACCAGGGUUUCCAUUUCACUUCAAGCACCCUGAAAAGCACAGUGUAUUGUCAAGGGUGGAUUAACCAGUAAGCAAGGUAUGCACAGGCUUAAUUUUGUUUACUUACUAAUCUGUAGUGCACAAUUUCACAAGAGUUUCACCACAUCUUAAACUGAGCCACAGUUAAUACUCCCUGGCAAUCCCAGAUCUCACACCGAACAAGAAUUUAGUGUUUGUUGAAGGAACGAUGAAGGGAGUCAUUAAUUAUUUUUUGUUUAUGAUCCAGUCUAAACCAGACCCAGUGCCGCUGAGUCGAUUCUGACUCAUAGCGACCCUAUAGGAUAGAGUAGAACUGCCCCAUAGAGUUUCCAAGGAGUGCCUGGCAGAUUCCAACUGGUGACCCUUGGGUUAGCAGCUGUAGCACUUAACCACUACUCCACCAGGGUUUCCUUGUUUAUGAUAUGUGAUCUUUAUUUUAUCAUAACAUUUUCCUAAAUAAUGGCAUACUUGAAAUUCAAAUGGGAAAAGAACAUGGCUUCUCCAUUGUAGAGAGUUUAUCUUAAAACUACUUUUUACUUAAUAAUUGAGCUUUGAGUUUUCUCAUAAAUAUUUUAACACAUUAAGCAAUAACAAAACAUGCCAUCAGGAUUGAAGGAAGACUCAUUAACAACAUAUAAUAUGCAGAUAGCUUCCAUUCUGGUGGCAUAGCUUUCAGCAUCACGGCAACACGCAAGCCCCCACAGUAGGACAAACUGACAGACAUGUGAGGGACACAUUUUAGCUAAGCUUUCCAGACUAAGACAGACUAGGAAGAAGAACCUGGCAGUCUACUUCUGAAAGCAUUAGCUGGUGAAAACCAUAUGAAUAACAGUGGAACAUCAUCUGAUAUAGUGCUGGAAGAUGAGCCCCCAGGUUGGAAGGCACUCAAAAGAUGACUGGGGAAGAGCUGCCUCCUCAAAGUCGAGUUGACCUUAAUGACAUGGAUGAAGUAAAGCUUUUGGGACCUUCAUUUGCUGAUGUGGCAUGACUCAAAAUGAGAAGAAAGAGCUGCAAACAUCCGUUAAUAAUCAGAACCUGGAAUGCACAAAGUAUGUAUCUAGGAAAAUUGGAAAUCAUCAAAAAUGAAAUGGAAUGCAUAAACAUCAAUAUCCUAGGCAUUAGUGAGCUGAAAUGGACUGGUAUUGGCCAUUUUGAAUCAGAUAGUCAUAUAGUCUACUAUGCUGGGAAUGACAACUUGAAGAGGAAUGGUGUUGCAUUCAUCGUCAAAAAGAACAUUUCAAAAUCUAUCCUGAAGUACAACACUGUCAGUGAUACGAUAAUAUCCAUACACCUACAAGAAAGACCACUUAAUAUGGCUAUUAUUCAAAUUUAUGCACCAACCACUAGAGCCAAAGAUGAAGAAGUAGAAGAUUUUUAUCAGCUGCUACAGACUGAAAUUGAUCGAACAUGCAUUCAGGAUGCAUUGAUAAUUACUGGCGAUUGCAACGCGAAAGCUGGAAACAAAGAACAAGGAUCAGUAGUUGGAAAAUAUGGCCUUGGUGAUAGAAACAAUGCCGGAGACUGAAUGAUAGAAUUUUGCAAGACCAAUGACUUCUUCAUUGCAAUUACCUUCUUUCACCAACACAAACGGCAACUAUACGUUUUUUUUAUACACAUGAACCUCACCAGAUGGAACACACAGAAAUCAAAUUGAUUACAUCUGUGGAAAGAGUUGAUGGAAAAGCUCAAUAUCAUCAGUCAGAACAAGGCCAGGGGCCGACUGUGGAACAGACCAUCAAUUACUCAUUUGCAAGUUCAAACUGAUACUGAAGAAAAUCAGAGCAAGUCCACAAGAGCCAAAAUAUGACCUUGAGUAUAUCCCACCUGAAUUUAGAGACCAUCUGAAGAAUAGAUUUGAUGCAUUGAACACUAGUGACUGAAGACCAGACGAGUUGUGGAAUGACAUCAAGGACAUCAUACAUGAAGAAAGCAAGAGGUCAUUGAAAAGAUAGGAAAGAAAGAAAAGAUCAAGAUGGAUGUCAGAGGAGACUCUGAAACUUGCUCUCAAACAUCGAGCAGCUACAGCAAAAGGAAGAAUUGAUGAAAUAAAAGAACUGAAGAGAAGAUUUUAAAGGGCAGCUCGAGAAGACCAAGUAUUAUAACGACAUGUGCAAAGAGUUGGAGAUGGAAAACCAAAAGGGAAGAGCAUGCUUGGCAUUUUUCUAGCUGAAAGAACUGAAGAAAAAAUUCAAGCCUCGAGUUGCAGUAGUGAAGAAUUCUAUGGGGAAAAUAUUAAACGAUGCAGGAAGCAUCAAAAGAAAAUGGAAGGAAUACACAGAGUCAUCAUACCAAAAAAAAUUAGUUGGUGUUCAACCAUUUCAAGAGGUAGCAUACCAUCAGGAACCGAUGGUACCGAAGGAAGAAGCCCAAGCUGCUCUGAAGGCAUUGGCGAAAAGCAAUGCUCCAGGAAUUGAUGGAAUAUCAAUUGAGAUGCUUCAACAAACAGAUGCAGCGCUGGAGGUACUCACUUGUCUAUGCCAAGAAAUAUGGAAGAUAGCGUCCUGGUCAACUGACUGGAAGAGGUGCAUAUUUAUGCCUAUUCCCAAGAAAGGUGAUCCAACCGAAUGUGGAAAUUAUAGAGCAAUAUCAUUAAUAUCACACGCAAGCAAAUUCGACUGUGUGGAUCAUAACGAAUUAUGGAUAACAUUGUGAAGAAUGGGAAUUCCAGAACAUUUAAUAGUGCUCAUGAGCAGCCUGUACAUAGAUCAAGAGGCAGUUGUUCGGACAGAACGAGCGGAUACUGAUAGGUUUAAAGUCAGGAAAGAUGUGCAUCAGGGUUAUAUUCUUUUACCACACCUAUUCAAUCUGUAUGCUGAGCAAAUAAUCCAAGAAGCUGGACUAUAUGAAGAACGGAGAAGACUCAUUAACAACCUGCCUUAUGUAGAUGACACAACCUUGCUUGCAGAAAGUGAAGAGGACUUGAAGCACUUACUGAUGAAGAUCAAAGACUACAGCCUUCAGUAUGGAUUGUACCUCAACAUAAAGAAAACAAAAAUCCUCACAACUGGGCUAAUAAGCAACAUCAUGAUAAAUGGAGAACAGAUUGAAGUUGUCAAGGAUUUCAUUUUACUUGGAUCCGCAAUCAACAGCCAUGGAAGCAGCAGUCAAGAAAUCAAAAGACGCAUUGCAUUGGGUAAGUCUGCUGCGAAGGACCUCUUUAAAAUGUUGAAGAGCAAAGAUGUCACCUUGAAAACUAAGGCGCGCCUGGCCCAAGCCAAGGUAUUUUCAAUCGCAUCAUACGCAUGUGAAAGCUGGACAAUGAAUAAGGAAGACUGAAGAAGAAUUGAUGCCUUUGAAUUGUGGUGUUGGAGAAGAAUAUUGAAUACACCAUAGACUUCCACAAGAACAAACAAAUCUGUCUUAAAAGUACAACCAGAAUGGUCCUUAGAAACAAGAAUGGUGAGACUACGUCUUACAUACUUUGGAAAUGUUUUGAGGAGGGAUUGGUCCCUGGAGAAGGACAUCAUGCUUGGCAAAGUACAGGGUCAGCAAAAAAGAGGAAGACCCUCUGUGAGGUGGAUUGACACAGUGGCUGAAACAAUGAGCUCAAGCAUAACAAUGAUUUUGAGGAUCACGCACGACUGGGCAGUGUUUCGUUUUGUUGUACACAGCAUGUUAUGAGUCAGAACCAUCUUGAGGGCACCUAACAACACAAACGACAAAUAUGCAGAUGACACAAUCUUGCUUGCUGAAAGCAGAGAAGAUUUGAAGCACUUACUGAUGAAAAUCAAAGCCUACAGCCUUCAGUAUGGAUUACACCUCAACAUAAAAGAAAAAUCUUCGCAACUAGACCAAUAAGCAACAUAAUGAUAAAGGGAGAAAAUGUUGAAGUUGUCAACGAUCUCAUAUGGUCUUUGGUCCACAAUCAACAAUCAUGGAAGCAGCAGUCAGGCAAACAAAUGACACAACAUAUUGCAUUGGGCAAAUCUGCUGCAAAGGCCUCUUUAUAGUGUUAAAAAGCAAAGAUGUCACCUUGAAGACUAAAAUGCACCUGAUCCAGGCUAUGGUGUUUUCAAUAGCCUCAUAUACACGUGAAAGCUGGACAAUGAAUAAGGAAGACUGAAGAAGAAUUGACAUCUUUGAAUUAUGGCUUCGGUGAAGAAUAUUGAAUAUAUCAUGGACUGACAAAAGAAUGAAAGAAUCUGUCUUAAAAGUACAGCCAGAAUGCUCCUUAGAUGCAAUAAUGGUGAGACUACAUCUCACAUACUGAUCAGGAGGGAUCAGUCCCUGGAGAUGGACACCAUGCUUGGUAAAGUAGAGGGUCAGUGAAAAAGAGGAAGACCUUCAAGGAGAUGGAUCGACACUGUGGCUGUAAUAAUGGGCUCAUGCAUGACAAUGAUUGUGAGGGUGGCGGAGGACUGAGCAGUGUUUCAUUCUGUUGUACAUGGGGUUUCUAUGAGUUGGAAUAGACUUGACAGCACCUAACUAACAGCAAUAACAUUAAAGAAGUAAUUUGGGGAGAGUACCAAAUGAAGCUUGGCUACCCAGUAUGGUACUCCAGAUCUUUCGUGUAGAUUGUAAAUUAAAAUUAAUUUGAUUAUUUGCUUGAGGUUUUCAAGAUUUUGUUUUUGAGACCCUCCCUCUUUAUUUAUUUAUUUUUUUGUGCAUAGUUCAAAUGAAAUUCUGUUUAAUGAAUGUAUAUUUUGGAAUUUUAAAAGGUAUAGAAGUCAGGUAAAGUCCACAUUAUUAGCCCCAGGAGGUCACUGUAGCACUCAGACAUAAAAUUAAUUUCUCAAAACACACAGAAAGAAGAGACAGAGCUCCCUGUAGCUUAUGUCAGCCAUCAUAAAACAGUGAUAUAGUGUUCUUCUCCACUAAGUUGCUUCACCACCAGCAGCUUUUAGUUAAAAUUAUUAUGAUAAUGAAUGACCCUAAGGAGAGCUCUCUGGUUCAUUUAAGGCUCCUUCCUAAUAACCUACACUGUGUGAGCACCAUCAGCUGUGGGAGCUUCUGACGGGCAGGUUGAAUACGUUGGUAUGUCACUCCAUAUGGUUCUUAUGGGUUUCCUUUGAGGACUCAUAAUAUUCCAUCAGUCCAGCUGUCAAUGGCCGAUUGCUCAGCUGGGAUGAUGACUUGAAAAGCUAUUCACAAGUUUUUUGUUUCUUGUGGAUGCUACCAAGAAGUUAGGAGCUCUUUGUCUGCAGUGGAUUUGUGAAAUGAAAAGAAGUUCUUUUUAAGUUAAAGCAGCCAAGAUUCUGAAUAGGAAAACCUCUCGGUAAACUUUUGUGUUACAUACUUAAGUCCACAUGGUUGUUAGGAUACAAAGUCAUUUGGAGGAGAAAUUGUUAUCACUCACAUUGCGCGAAAAUCACACUUUUGAGAAGGAGGCCCCCGAUGCAGCAUUGGGCAAAAGUUGAAGAAAUGAUCUUAUUUUGUUGACCUGUAAUGGAGGCAUUUAAAACUCUAACUUGUUUUCUGAAGAAAAGCAAUGAACAUUAAGAGGUAAUGGCAGCUUUACUGUAAAACUUUAAUUUGGGAAGCAUUUGUGGAAUCAUUAUAUCUUUUAUUUGAGAAAACAAAGGCAUUAUUGAAAAGUAGCGGAAUGUACACAAAACUAUAUACAAUAUUAAAUAUUAAAUAGAAUUUAAAAGGGGAAACUAUACGAAGUAACUAUAUAAACCUAAUUCUGUAAUGAAAUUUAAAUUUUUCUGUUGUAAUCUCUUAUAUUGAUACUAAAUAUUAAUUUAGUGCCAGUUUUAUAGAACCAUAGCAAUUUAUUGCCAAAGAUCUCAGAAGAAAAAAAUAUUCUAUGUUACCCUUAUAGUUGAAUUUUAGACAUUUGCUUUAUUUUUACUUUUUUAAAUUAAUUUUUAUUGUGCUUUAAGUGAAAGUUUACAAAUCAGGUCAGUCUCUCAUAAAAAACUUUGUAUACACCUUGCCAUACACUCCUAAUUGUUCUGCCAAUGAGACAGCACAGUUCUUCCCUCCACACUCUCUCCUUGUGUCCUUUCAGGUAGCUUCUGGCCCCCUCUGCCCUCUCAUCCCACCUCCAGACAGGAGAUGCCAACACAGUCUCAUGUGUCCACUUGAUCCAAGAAGCUCGUUCUUCACCAGUAUCAUUUUCCAUUUUUUCUUCCAGUCCAUACUCAUAGCUCAUAGCGACCCUAUGGGGCAGAGUAGAAGCCCCAUAGAGUUCCAAGGAGCGCCUGGCAGAUUCUAACUGCUGACCUUUUGGUUAGCAGCCGUAGCACUUAACCACUAUGCCACCAGGGUGGCUAUGAGUGAGAAUCGACUUGAUUGCAGUGGGUUUUUUUUUUUUUUUAUUCCAGUACGAUCCCUGUCUGGAGUUAGCUUUGGGAAUGGUUUCUGUCUUGGGCUAACUGAAGGUCUGGGGACUGUGGCCUCCGGGGUCCCUCCAGUCCCAGUCUAACCAUUUAGUCUGGUCUUUUUACAAGAAUUUGGGGUCUGCAUCCCACUGUUCUCCUGCUUCCUCAGGGUUUCUCUGUUGAGUUCCCUGUCAGGGCAGUCAUCGAUUGUGGCUGGGCACCAUCUAGUUCUUCUGGUCUCAGGCUGAUGUAGUCUCUGGUUUAUGUGGUCCUUUCUGGCUCUUAGGCUCGUAAUUACCUUGUGUCUUUGGUGUUCUUCCUUCUUUCUUCCUCCAGGUGGGUUGAGACCAGUUGAUGUGUCUUAGAUGGCCGUUUGCUAGCGUUUAAGACCCCAGACACCACUCUCCAAAGUGGGAUCAUUUGCUUUGUUUUUGAAAUUGGAAACCCCCUUUGUCUUAAGAAGCUUAGUAGAAAGGAAACAUUUUCUAGGGGAGAUAAUUUAGACUCUGUUUGCCUUUGUAUCUUUUGUUGUUAUUUUUUUGUUUAUUUAUUUAUUUUUUUGCCUUUGUAUCUUUUGUUGUUAGGUGCCUCCCAGCUGGUUCCAGCUCAUAGUGGACCUAUAUACAACAGAACAGAUUUGUUUCUUCUUCCAGCAGUUCCUGGUCUUCUUCAUCAACAUCGUAAUUCAAAUACAUCAAUUCUUCUUCCAUCUUCCUUAAUCAUUGUCCAGCUUUUGCAUGUAUAUGAGGUGAAUUAAAAUACCUUGGCUUGGGUCAGGGCACAUUAGUCUUCAAAGUGACAUUUUGCCUUUUCAACACUUUUAGGAGGUCUUUUUGCAGAUUUGCCCAAUGCAAUGUGUCUUUUGAUUUCUUGACUGCUUCCAUGGGUAUUGAUAGUGGAUCCAAGCAAAAUGAAAUCCUUGACAACUUCAAUAUUUUCUCUGUUUAUCAUGAUGUUGCUUAUUGGUCCAGGUGUGAGGAUUUUGAAGGCUGAUUUUUUUUCUCUUUCUUUAAAAAAAAAUUUUUUUUAUUGUGCACUAGGUGUAAGUUUACACGGCAAAUUAGGUUCUCAUUUGGUAGUUUGUACACAAAGUGUUCAGUUACAUUGAUUUCAUUCCCCACAAUGUGUCAGCAUUCUCCCCGUUUUUGCCCUGGGUUCCCCUUUCCUUAUGUCCUGAUUUUGUAUGCCUUUCUGCCUUCCUAUUUUGCUUUUGGGCAAAUGUUGCCCUUUUGAUAUUGUAUAAUUGUUCUGAGGAGCACAUUCCUCACAAGUGUUAGUGUUUAUUUUAUGAGCCUGUCUAUGGUUUGGCUGAAAGGUGGUCUCUGGGAAUGACUUCAGUUCCAGCUCAGAAGGGUGUCUUAAGGGCAUAGUCUUGUGGGGGGGCGGGGGGCAGGAGGUUCUCCAGUCUCUGUCAGACCAGUAAGUCUGGUCUUUUUUGUGAGUUUGAUGUUUCGUUCUACAAUUGUUCUCCCAUUCUGUCUGGGACCUCUGCUGUGAUCCCAGUCAGAGUGUUUGGUAGUGGUAGCCAGGUACCGUCUAGUUUCUCUAGUUUCAGAGUCGUGUAGUCUGUGGUUCAUGUGGCCCAUUAGUCCUUUGGAUUAAUUGCUCCCUUGAGUUUUUGCUUUUCUUCACUCUUCUUUGCUCCGGAUGGUAAGAGACAAGUAGUUGUAUCUUAGAUGUCUGCUCAAAAGCUAUUAAGAUGCUACUGACUAAAAUAGAAUGCAGAGCUUUGUCUUUAUGAACAAUGUUGUGCCAGUUGACAUUGAUGUCCCCUGUGUCUAUGUUCUUUCGCCUUUGAGUCUAGGAACUUCAUCCCAUGAGGUGUUUCAUUAUGUUUGGUUAUAUCUCGUGGUAGGUUUUAUUUGCACCUCUCUAAUUUUUUUUCUUUAAUGGCUAAUGAGAGAGCCUUGGUGGCACAGUGGUUAAGCACUCAGCUGCUAACUGAAAGGUCAGCGGUUCAAACCCACCAGCCACCCCUUUGGAGAAAGAUGUGGCAGUCACCUUCUGUAAAGAUUAAUGCCUUGGAAAUCCUAUAGGGCCACUAAGAGUCAGAAUAAACUUGACGGCAGUAGGUAAUGGCUAGGGAUCGUGAGCAUUUAUAAAUCUGUUUUUUAGCUGCCUGAAUGUCUUCUUUGGUGAAGUGUCUUUUCAUAUUCUUUGCCUAUUUUUGUAUUAGAUUUUUUUUCAUUUUGUUGUUGAGAUCUUGAAGUUUUCUGUAAAUUUUAGAGAUUAGAACCUUGUUGGAUAUGUCCUAGCCAAAAUUGUUUAUCCCAAUCUGUACCAAACCAAAAAAACCAAACCCAUUGCCAUCGAAUCAAUUCCAACUUCCAGUCUGUAGGCUUUCAUUUUACUCUUUUGAAGAAGUCAUUUGGUGAGCAUAAAUGUUUAAUUUUUAGGAAGUCCAAUUUGUCUAAUUCAUCUCCUGCUGUUUGUGUAUUUUUAGUUAUGUUUAGAAUUCUACUUACAUCAUGUAUUAGGCCCCUAGCAUUGUCCUUAUUUUUUCUUCCAUGAUCUUUAUAAUUUUAGGUUUUAUAUUUAGGUCUUCCAUCUAUUUUGAGUUAGUUUUUGUAUAGUGUGAUGUAUGGGUCCUGUUUCAUGUUUUUACAGAUGGGCAUCCAGUUUUGCCAGCACCAUUUGUUAAAUAGAUUGUAUUUUCCCUUUUUAAUGGACUUUGGCCCUUUUUCAAAGAUCAGCUAUCUAUAACCCAUUAAAACCCUUAUUGCUGUAGCUAUGACUUCCCGCACAAUGUUGAAUAAAAUUGGUGAUAAAGGGCAUCAAUGUCUGGUCAAAUAACCAGAGCUCAGUCUUAUUGGUUUCCCUUUGUAAGUGGCUUUUGAUUUUCCCAGUGCUGCUCUUGGGAUUAUUUCUUUGUCUUUGAUUUUAGCAAGUUUGAUAGUGAUAUGUCUUGGUGAUUUUCUUUGGAGCCUAUCCUGUAUGGAAUUUGUUGUGCUGCUUAGGUGGGUAUCUUCUUGUCUUUCAUGAUAUUAGGAAAGUUUGCUGCCAGCAAAUCAUCAACAAUUCUCUCUGUGUUUUCCAUUACUUCCCCUGUUCCGGAACUUUGAUCAUGCACAAACUUUUGCUCUUGAUUGUGUUCCACAUAAUUCUUAGGCUUUUUAAUUUUUUCUCCAACAAAUUGGCUUUAAGGGGUUUGUCUUCAAAUUCACUGAUUCUGUCUUCCAUUGUUUCAAUUCUGCUCAUAUAUCCUUCUCUUGAGUUGUCUAUUUCUGAAAAUUUAUUGUUAAUCUUUUGGAUUUCUAGUUGCUAUUUUUAUAUGGUUUUUAAUUUGUCAUUUAUUUUGUAAUUUUGUUCUGUUGCUGUUUUCUGAAUUCUUCUAUUGCUUUGUCUGUGUUUUCCUUGAUUUUGCCUACAUUUUCUUUGGUUUUGUCUUUUUUUGUUCUUGAUCUCUUGGAGAGCCGUGUAUAUUAGUCUUUUGAAUUCCUUAUCAGGUAAUUUCAUUACCAUUUCUUCCUCUGGAAUUUUUUCUGGCUCUUUAUUAGGUCCCUUGCUGAAGCAAUCUUGUCCUGCUUCUUUAAGUAGUUUGAUAUUUUCUGUUGUCUCUGAGGUAUCAAAGAGUUAUUAUAUUUAUUUAAUGUAUGUUUGUUUGCUGCAUCCUGAAUUUUUAUUUUGAUAUAGCUGAGUAGUCUAAGCAUGUGCACUAUUCUGGUUGCUAAUCUGGCUUCACUGAGGUGCUCACCUCCUGUCUCUGGGUGGGUGGGGCAAUGACUAUAUGUGUGAGUGUGGUCUCUGCUCGCUGGUCUUGUGGAGCUGCUGAGGAUGUAGCUGGUGUUUCUGGUGAGGUGAUAUAUUUGUUCCACUGUUGACCUGGCUAUGGGUGUGAAGAGCAUUCUCCCUGGUUACUGCAUUGGGUAUUGUGUGUGUGCUCCCCUGAAUGCUGGGUGGUUGGGGUGAGGGUGCCCAGGUUCUCUGUCACAAGGUGAGUGAUGCAGAAACUCUCACCAAUGAUCCCAGGUGGGCAGGGCUGAACAGGGGUAUUGGGAGCAUGCAGAAAGCUCCAGUUAUGGGGGUUGGGGGGUGAUGCAGGGGAGAUGUCACCUGUCCAUUGGUGCCUGGUUGGAGGUGUUCCCCUGUCCAGUAGAAUGCAUCAUGGGGGAGGUUGGGCAGCUGGUAAUUGGGUACCUGGCACAGGUGGCUAGAAGAUGUAGGAGGCAUCACCAGUCCUCAAGUCCCUGGUACAUGUAGCUGGAGGGUGUAGUAGGCACCACUGGCCCUCAGUCCCCUGGCACGGGUGGCUGGAGAGGGUAAGAGGCACCCGUUGGCCCUCCGGACCCUGGUGUGGGUGAUCAGAAGGAGUAAGAGGCACUGCUAGCCCUCAAGCCCCUGGCAUGGGUGGGUGGAGCAAGUAGGAGGCACCAUCGGCCCUCAGGUCCCCAGCAUAGGUACCUGGAGGAAGUAGAGGCAACACCAGCUCUCGGGCCCACAGAUCAGGUGGCUGGAGGGAAGAGGAGGAUGUGCUGCAGGCCCGUGAGCCCCCAGCACAAGCGGCUGAGGGAAGGGAAGGGUGUCACCAGUCAUGGGCUUCUGGUUUAGGGGGUGGGGCAGUGGCAGCUGCCACCAGACUGUGUUUGUGUGUGGGGAGGGGGCAUAAGUGAAGGGGCGGAGGUUCCUCAUGGGGCUGUGAGCAUCCAGAAUUGGGGGCUGGUGUGGGUGAAGUGUGUGAGGUACAUGCACUUAACUUUUGCACGGUGGGCAGCACUCCUGUCUGGCUCUGGAUAUGGAUGCAGAGUCACUCCUGCUUGGCUGUACCAGGUGAUGGCUGGGAAUGCUGCUUGCUUCUCAAUAUUGCUGUGCUGUGUAGGUUUGGCUAGCAGGGCACCAGUGAUCCAUAAUUCUCUAUGUCUGCUGUUUUGUACUGUUCUUCCCCUUGGUGCUUGGUCUGAUUCUUUAGCCUCUCUUUGAUGCUAAGGAUUCCAAAGUUGUCAUCUAUAUCCAAUUCACUUGUUUUCUUGGUUCUUUGUUGUAAGCGGGGUAUUAUGAAUAGUCUGACUACUCCACCAUCUCGGACCACCCCCAAGAUUGUAGCCUUUCAUCUUUAUCAGUAAGUGCUUCAAGUCCUCUUUGCUUUCAGAAAGCAAGGUUGUGUCAUCUGCAUAUCACAGUUUGUUAAUGAGUCUUCCUCUGAUCCUGUUGCCCCAUUCUUCAUAUAGUCCAGCUUCCAGAUUAUUUGUUCAGCAUACAGAUUGAAUAAGUACGUUGAGAGAAUGCAACCCUGAUGCACACCUUUCGUUAUUUUAAACCACGCGAUAUUCACUUAUCCUGUUGGAAGGACUGCAUUUUAGUCUAAGUACAGGUUCCGCAUGAGCACAAUUAAGUAUCCUUAGUCUUCUAUUAAAAAAAAAAAAUACCUAUAAGAAAUCAUUUAAUUUCACCAUGCUUUUGCUUAACUGCUUCCAUAGAAGGUAGGAAAACAUCAGCCUAAUUCCGGGAUAUGAGGAAGGUCUUUAUAAAUAUUUAUAAAUACUUAUCCAAUAGCUCUAAGGUCUGUACAAGUCAUGCUGACACAAAAAUGUAUAAUGCUGAUUUUCUUACUUCAUUAUCAAAAAACAAAAUAAAACAAAAACAAGCAACCCAAACCAGAUGCUACCGAGUCAACUCAGACUCCCGGCGACCCCAUGUAUUUCACGUACACGCCCUAGAAUUUUCAGUGGCUUUGAUCUUUCAGAAGUAGAUCAUCAGGCCUUUCUUUUUAGCCACCUCUGGAUGCAUUUGAACUGCCAAACUUUUGGUUUGUAGCCAAGUACUCAACUGUUAGCAGCACCGAGGAGCUCCAAGAAGCACGUAAUGCUGAAUAAAUUAGUGUAAGUAAAUGGAGAAAAAAAGUAAGCAAAUUCGAGAUGAGAUGGAUAAGGAUAAAGUAGUAAAUAUAAUCAGUACAUGAAAAUAUUUCAGUAGUUUUCAAAUUUUCUUCAACCCACCAUAGUAAUUUUAUCAGGAGGGUAUAAGAAUGAAUAGAUUUAAGCUAAUGAUUACGGAUAUAGGGAGAAAUAAAGAAUAUUUAGGGAAACAAAGUUUGUUUUUAAGUCUAAACUGUGACAUAAGGACAUCUCAUAGUUCAGUCAGCUAGAAGGGAGAUAAUAUACUGUCCAGGCAUUUGUUAAUUGGAAAUUUCUUUUUCUCAGCCCAAAAAGAAGCUUUCCAUCUGUUCUAGCAUCUGCUUACUGUGAUUCAAGAAUUUUCCCAAUUUAACAAGUAGGUGUGACAUUUAUAAGAAUAAACCAAACCAAACUACACCCAUUGCUAUCAAGUCUAUUUCAACUCAUGGUGACCCCAUAUGUUUCAGAAUAGAACUGCUCCGUAGGAUUUUGUAGGCUGUGAAUCUUUACAGAAGCAGACUGCCACAUCUUUCUCCCAUAGAGUGGCUGAUGGGGUUCGAACCACCUACAUUUCAGUUAGCAGCUGAGUGCUUUAACCACUUCACCACCAGGGCAGUCAAGUACCAACUGUUUGCAAGACCCAGGGAUCUCUCAUGAGAACAAAGGACAGAAUUAAAGUAGCUAAUUUUUUUUUUAAUCACAUAGCGCUUUUAGAACUGUUUUUAAAUAGAUGCUCUGGAUUCGUAUGAUAUUGGAAUUAUACUUGCUUUUCCAAUUCAUUUACCAUGAGAAGAACAAAAAUAGGUUUGCAUAAUCACAGGGUUUACGAGGUCUGUUUGUGAGGCUAAAUGGCUUGUGUGACUUUAGGAAAGUUGCCUCAUUUCUCAAUUACUCAAUUUGUCCGCUCAUUAAAAUGGAAAUUUAAAUAUCUGCCUAUUUUAAAAACCCUGGAACAAUGAUGAAGAAAAUAUGCUAGCAUUGAUUCUCUGAAUGCAAAUGAAGAUCAUUACCUUUUGAGACUUCUAUUAUCUCUAAUGCUUACCUUUUUGUUGUUGUUGGGUGAUGUUAAGUCGAUUUUUGACUCAUAGCAACCCCAUGUGAGAGAGUAAAACUGCCCCAUAGGGUUUUCUAGGCUGUAAUCUUUAUGGGAGCAGAUUGCCAGGUCUUUCACCCACAGAGCACUUGGCUACUAACUGAAAGGUUGUGGGUUCGAACCCAACCAGCUGCCCUGUGGGAGAAAGAUGUAGCAAUCCGCUUCCAUAAAGAUUAUAGCCUUGGAAACCCUAUGGGGGCAGUUCUUCUUGGUCCUAUAGGGUUGCUAUGAGCCAGAGUUGAUUGAUGGCAAAGUGUUUUACACAAAAUAGGCUGGCAAAAAUUAAACGAUCCAACAAUAUCAAGUGUUGGUGAGGAUGUAGAUCAACUGGAUUUCUUAUACAUUACUAGUAGGAAUGUAAAUGAGUUAAACGACUUCUGAAAGAAGUUGUUGUUAUCUUGUAAACUAAGCAUUUGUAUACCAUUUGGGGCUGGGCUUGACUUAACAAUUCCGCUUGCUAUGUAUGUAUGGUCAUGUAUACCAGGAAGCAUGUACUUGUGCUUAUAAAAGCCUCACACUGGAAAUAAUCCAGUUGUGGCCCUUGAAUAAAUCAGUGAUGAUAGUGUGUCAUGAACCAGAAUAACGGUUCUGUGUACGCAACUGAUGUCCAUCCAAAAUGAAAGACUAAAUAAAAUAAGAGAGCAGGGGUAUCUAACACAGCACCUAACACAAAAAAGUAUAGAAUAAUUUGUUGAAUAGAUGAAUGAUAAAAACCAUUCAUUUUGGGGUAUUAUAUGACUCUUGAGUAUCAAUGUAUUUUUAAGCAGCAUUUCCUGACUAAUUUCCCUCUGAUGGGUCAAAUAACAUUGAGAAACUGUUUUAUCGAUUAUCUUCCUAUACCUUAAUUGUCCUGUAUAAUAUUCAUUUGUAUAUUGCUGUGUAAAUGGUACUAAAAUUUUUUCACCCCGCCGACUUUGUAACUAGAGUCCGUUUAUAAACUUUUGGAAGGCAAGGAUUGCAUCCUCAGUUUCCGUUUUUUCUCUUCUAAGAGAACAACAUAGAAUGGGCUAUUGGUAAGUGCUUAGGACUUCAUGGUGAAACAAAAAUAAGUUCAAAUUUUAUUCUUUAAAAAUAUUUUAUUUUGGUAUUCUACAUUCUACUUUCGUGAGUAGCGUCUGGAGUCUUAAAAGCUUGUGAGUGGUCCAUCGUCCUGCGGGGCGGGCGGCCUCCCGGUAUCUUCGGUGGUGACCGAGGGCGACCGAGAACGGGAGCGGCGGGCUGGCGCAUCGGCGGCCCUGCGAGUACAAGGCGGGCGACCUGGUCUUUGCCGAGAUGAAGGGCUACCUGCACUGGCCGGCCCGGACUGAUGAACUCCUAGAAGGAGCUGUGAAGCCUCCGGCAGGUAAGUAUCCUAUCUUCUUUCUUGGCACCCAGGAACCUGCAUUUCUAGGUCCCAAAGACCUUUUUCCAUAUAAGGAAUACAAAGACGACUUUGGAAAGUCAAACAAACGGAAAGGAUUUAAUGAAGGAUUGUGGGAAAUAGGAAGUAACCCAGGAGUAAAGUUUACUGGAUACCAGGCAAUUCAGCAACAGAGCUCUUCGGAAGCUGAGGGAGUAGGUGGAAAUACUGCAGAUGCGAGCAGUGAAGGUGACAGAGUAGAAGAGGAUGGAAAUGGCAAAAGAAAGAAUGAAACAGCAGGCUCAAAAUGGAAAAAAUCAUACACUUCAAAGAAAUCCUCUGAACAAUCCUGGAAAUCUCCAGGGGAUGAAGAUGACAAGGACUGCAAAGAAGAGGAAAACAAAAAGCAGCUCUGAGGGUGGAGAUGCCAGCAAUGACGCACGAAACAGAGCUUCAGACUUGCCGAAAACCAGCAAAGGGACUUAACUACCAUAAAGAAUGCUGCCUGUUAAGAGAAACCACAAGGAGGUUGUAUACGUCUGGUUGUCUAAUAUUCUUGGGUUUGAUGUGAACCAAGACAGGCAUUGUUGUCAUUGACAGACCCCAGUUUUUAUGUACGUUAUUCACAUUGCUCUCCGUUUAUUUGAAAAAAAAAAAAAAAAAGACAUUUUAGCCUUUUUUAAGGUUAUCAAUUUAAUUUAAUAUUAUUUGGUUGCAUGAAGUUGCCCUUAACCACUACGGAUGAUGAAGAUUUAUGCACAGACUUAUACACGUCUAGGAUCCUUUUAUUAAGGCAGUUAUGCUCAUCAUACCCCUGCCUUUACCCCACCAUGGCCAAACAGCUCAAUAUAAAUUGUAGUUUCUAAAUCAUCGCUCAGUGCUUAAGGGUGGGAUUUCCUCUCUGUGACAGAACCAACCCAGGAAUUAAUUCCUAGAUGCAUAAUGUUGGUAUAUUGAAGAUGAAAUGAAAAUCGUCCUUCAGUUUCGAGGCCAUGUAUGUGUAAAGUUUGACCAUAUUGUAAAAUACCUAUUCCGUAUUAGAAAUAGCUAGUUGAGAGUUUAUGCUUCUCACAACUCAUGUUGUUAUGUACACAAACUCAGUUUCUGUGUGUGAAGCUAGUGAGGCUUUUUGUGUCACUCCACAAUAAAGGCAAUGAGUUGUUGUUCCCAAUGCCAAAACAAUUUGAGCUAAUAACUCAAGGUGGAUUCUUUCCAUUUCAAAGCUGGAAUCGGCAGCAGCCCUAUAGGAACCCAGACAAAGCAAUGACUUUCAAAUGUAAACUUUUAAAAUGAACUGUCGUUUUCUUUUGCAACUAGAGUUAGAAUAGUUAGUAUUCAUUUCACAAACCUUUAUUAUGUGUACAUUAUUGUUGCUAUUGUGAUCAUAGAGAAUUUUAUUUAUUUUUAUGCCAGCUUAUAUUGUGAGAACACAUUUAGUCAGUUUGGGUUUUAUCAGUCCUGUUCUGCUUGUCCUUGGAACAUCUUUUGCAUAUUCGAGGCUUGUAGUUGAAAGUUUACUGCAAAAUAAAUAAAUAAAAAUAAAAAAAUGUAUUGUUUUUACAGAGUAAAUUUAUUGGAAUGUGUAUUGGGAGUAAGAUCUGAGGCUGUAAGCAACAAAGUUAGUGUAAUUUGGCUUCAUAUAUGUAAUAACGUGAGGUAUUAAUGUAACGCAUACGUUAAAGCAAAAGUUAACAGCAAGUUGACAAUAGAAUUCAAGUGCAGGUGAGGGUUUUCUUUUACUUUCUUUUUUUUUAGGUUUUUUGAAAACACUGGGGAGAAAUGGUAGUGUGAUUUGCAUAGACAUUCAAAUAAUCUCUACUAGCUCAGUGAACCCUAAAUUCACACAACAUUAUCCAUGCAUUGAUCCUGCACCCCAUUUUCUUUGAUUUUUAUGUUGAUGAACAGCUCAAUAAGUAACAUGAAGAGAAAACGUGAGAGUGCUGAAGCCGAGGGCCAUCAAUGACGAUGGUGGCGAUGUUGAUGAUGGCAGCCGGGGCCAUGAAAGCACCGGUCCACUUUCCGCUCUGGCACACUGACUGAGGUGGAGGCUCUAUUUUUAGUUUUCCUCAUCUAGUGAUAGGAUUUUCUCUGUUAUACUCACACACGAUGCCAAAUAUGAAAAGUUGGUAAAAGGACAUUAAGGAUGCCAAUACCAAUAUCACAAGUCAAUAAUUUAGAGAGAAAGAACAUGAAGUAAUGCUUUUAUUCAACUUUUUCAUCUGCCUUUGGUUUUU